Molecule: messenger RNA, 863 nt
Organism: Hydra vulgaris (swiftwater hydra)
Lineage: Eukaryota; Metazoa; Cnidaria; Hydrozoa; Anthoathecata; Hydridae
Product: translation machinery-associated protein 16
Cellular component (GO): nucleus
Source: RefSeq, a predicted model, not a curated record
UCUUAUGAGAUUAUCUGCUUAUCUCUUUUUAAAAGUGGUUAGAUUUUUUACACUUGAGCUGAUUCACUGAUUAGAGCAUAUCACUAAUUAGAGUUUCAUGGGCAUCCGAAUUAGGCGCGAGAAAACAGACACCGCAGACAUACCACUUCAUCAGCAGCCGCUUCUUUGGCUCUAGAAUUUUUAAAUCUUCAAAAUUUGAAAUAUAGAUAAUUAACAUAUAACAAAAAUGCCUAAAGCUGAGAAGAUAAAGAAAGGAAAAUCUAAUAAAGAAAUACAUCCCAACUCAAGAAAGGCCUCACAGAUAUCUAAAUCCAUUCACAAACAAGAAAAAAAACAAAAACAGAAAGAACAUUUAAAUGAAAGACAGAAAGCUCUACGUGAAAAACUGUUCUGGUUUAAAUGUGAAAUUGAGCCGGUCAAAGAUAAAUAUUCACUGAUUGAAGUUUCAGAAUUGAUUUUAAAGUAUAUUAAUAGAUUUGAAAAGAGAAUAGAUGAAAUCGAAAAAUUAAAUAAACUUAAUGAAGAACUUGGUCGACAUGGACAAGCUCAUUCAGCUGAAUACAGCGCUUUAAAAUUAGUUCGGGAAAAAGAAACUAAUUUGAUUAAUGAUGGAUGUUUCGAAGCUCCUGAUAUUACGAAUAGGGUCGUUGUAAAAGUCCUAAGAGAUUGGAGCGGCGAACUAAAGGAUUUACCCAAAAUUAAAUUGAAAUGCUUCAAGAAAAUGUCAGGGAAUAGCGAAGAUAAUAUUUUACAAUAAGAUUCUAGAGAAUUGUAAAUAUGAAAAUAUACCGUAAUCAUGUUUUGUCAAAAACAAUCUUUGAGUGCAAAAGAUUUUUUUUAAAAUAUUAAUAACUUGUUACUAA